AUGAUGGCCAGAGCGCAACAUCGCCGCACCCAAUCAGCCCCGCGUGGCUGUUCCCGGCACAGGAACCGCCGUGGCUCCGCCCCCCUCCCCCCCCUCCCCGUCCACGCAGGCGGCGCCAUGAAGUUCGGCAAAUACCUGGAAGCCAACCUGAGGGAGGAGUGGUACACGCAGUACCUGGACUACAGCGCGCUGAAGGACCUCAUCAAGCGGGCGUCCAACGCGGCGGACGGCAUCCACCCUGCGCCCCAGAGCCCGCGAACGACGUCACUCAGUGUGUCGCGCAACGGCGACCAUGAUUCCCUGAACGAGAAGUUCUUCGCGCUGCUCAACUCGGAGGUGGACAAGAUCGGCAAGUUCACGCAGCGGCGCGUGGACGAGCUUCGCCAGGCGCUCAGCAGGCUGGAGGCCAAGGUGGACGCGCGGCAGGGCGCCGACGAGAAGCAGGAGGCCGCCAUGCUGCUGGAAGCCACGCGGAUAGGGAACGAGUUCCUGGCCCUGGAGAAGUAUGUGAACCUAAACUACAUGGGCUUCCACAAGAUUCUGAAGAAGCAUGAUAAGAAGAUUCCCCAGACUCCAUGCCGGACUUUCUACCUCUCCCACUUGCACCACCAGCCCUGGGUGCGGGGCAACUACAGCAAUGUCUUGGUCACCCUGAGCAACAUACACUCAAAACUCCGGAGGGACAAAUCUGGGAAGAGGAAUGAGGACGCUUCACAGGGGUUUGUUCGUUCAACCACUAAGUACUGGGUGAUGAGCGAAGACGUCUCUACUGUAAAACAUGCGAUUCUGCAGCACUUGCCUGUGUUCCAAUUCAGCGAAGAGGACUGUGCGGGCGAUGCACAACUCACUAACUCUGUCUACCUGGACAACAGCUCCCUUGAGCUGUAUCAUGGCCGCCUUGACAAGAGGCCAAAUGCUCUUGCUGUUCGUCUCAGGUUGGAGUGUCACACACCUACACUUGUAUCUUAUCUUGUUCUUUCAUUGUUGCUAGAAACCGAGGUGGACAGUGCUGGCCUCAAUCGAAGGAUGAAUUCAGUAUUUUGGACGGACUGGGAGAUUCAUUGGCACUGA
Ostreobium quekettii is the source of this 1071-nucleotide messenger RNA. NCBI's taxonomy places the organism in Eukaryota, Viridiplantae, Chlorophyta, Ulvophyceae, Bryopsidales, Ostreobiaceae. The record is from the annotation of a GenBank genome assembly.